AUGGCUUCGUCAGGACUUGGAAGUCCUGCUAGGAAACUUUGCAAGAAGAACGCUGAGCAGAAAGCAACUUGGGCAAAGACACAUGGCACUGACGAGGGCUUGCGGGAGCACAAUAGGUCGCCGCAGAAACAGAGGAGCAACGGAAGCUUCGAUCCGUUUGCCUCCGAGGUGUCCGCGACCAUGCAAGCCUCCGAGCUGGACGUGCUGCAGCCAUUGCUUCACAAUUUCUCACUGUUUGAAAAAUGUUCCUUGAGCCUGAAGGAUUUGCUGCGUUUUCAGACCUUGACGGAAAGUGAGUUGGCCUGUGCUAUGUCUGACGUCUUUCGUGGUUUGGCCUUUGUCCACAAGCACGGGGUAUUGCACCGCGACCUGACUGAUGGCAACCUGCUUAUUGCGGAGGGCGGCCUUCGUGUUGUCCUCGCUGACUUCGAUUUGUCAGUGGAAACCCAAGGAUCUAGCCAAGUGCCAUGGACGUGCGGCACACCAGGCUUCAUGGCUCCGGAGGUUCUCAAGAAUGGCAGAGGCUGCGCUAAAAGCGACAUUUUUGGCGCUGGCGUGAUCGCGUUUUCAGCUGCAUGUGGCAAGCAUCCGUUUUGGCGAGAAGACAUACAAGACGUACAGGACGCAGCAAGGGCAACUCUUCAUGACGAGCCAGACUUUUGGGGCGGGCACGUGCUUCGGCGCAGCUCCAAAUGUCUCGGUUUCGUCGAGCAGCUGUUGCAAAAACAGGUGGAUGAUCGCCCCACUGCCAAGCAAGCUCUUUGUGAUCCAUGGCUCCUAAGUGGAGCUGCAUCUUCCAAUCUUUGUGCUGCAAUGGAGAGGUACAACAAAGUUCGGUCUGAAGAGGACAUGGAGGAGGAGCAAGAGGAGAUUCCAAGGACACGCAGUAUCUUUCGCCGUGCAGUUCACGCUUUGCUUUCCUCUACAAGAACAUCUGAAACAAAGCCGAGCAAGGACUCCGUCCAGUCUGGCCGGUCCGUCCGGUCCGUCCGGUCCGCCGGAAGCUUCUGGUGGGAGCCCAAGAAGCUGCUGUGGGUUUGGAGUUAG
Molecule: messenger RNA, 1047 nt
Organism: Cladocopium goreaui
Lineage: Eukaryota; Dinophyceae; Suessiales; Symbiodiniaceae
Source: the annotation of a GenBank genome assembly